AUGCGGCGCGCCGACCUGAUCGUGCCCUAUGCCGAGCCAGAGAAGGCCAAGGACGACAACGACAUGUCGAGCACGCUCUCGAGCACACUGCCCAUGGCUGCUAUCUUCACGCGGAACAAGAUGAUCGGCUGGGUUGCUGUAGUAUUCGCUAUCCAGUCGUGGCUUGCUGAGACCCCCGAGCAGAAGAAGACGUCGACUACACCCGCCUACUUCCAGGUUGGCAUGUCUGCCAUGUCGCUCCUCGUUCCUGCUCGACGCUACAAACCUUGGAACCCUCACUUGCACCCUCCCGACUUGUCACCACCCCAAAACCACCCCAACUCCACUCCCAGCCCACCCAAGAAAUCGCCGCUACCCAAAGCAUCCAUACCCAACUACCCCCCACCUACACGCGCGCUCACCGACUGUCGUAUGUCCAUCGAGAACCUCAAGACCUUCGACCCGUUCGCGGAAGCGGAUGAAGAUACCGGCCAGGUCAAGCAGACUCAGCAGGACUACAUUCAUAUUCGUAUCCAACAGCGCAAUGGCCGCAAGACCUUGACGACUGUCCAAGGUCUCCCCAAGAAAUUUGACCAGAAGAAGAUCCUCAAGGUGAUUAAAAAGAAGUUUGCCUGCAAUGGCACCAUUGUAAGCGACGCCGAGAUGGGCGAAGUCGUCCAACUCCAGGGCGAUCAGCGCAAAGACGUCCAGGACUUCUUGACCGACAAGAAGGAGGGACUUGGUCUUGAUGCGAAGACGAUCAAGGUGAGUCACAGCCCGGCACGAUUUAGCAUCGAGUCACAGUCUAAUCAGAAAUCAGGUCCACGGUUUCUAGUCGUCCAUGACUACUACCUUGUGCCUCCUCGAUAUGCCAGCUGCCCUCGUCCGUGGCACGGCUAA
Molecule: messenger RNA, 879 nt
Organism: Alternaria incomplexa
Lineage: Eukaryota; Fungi; Ascomycota; Dothideomycetes; Pleosporales; Pleosporaceae
Exons: 9
Coding region: 1-879 (292 amino acids)
Biological process (GO): translational initiation
Cellular component (GO): eukaryotic 43S preinitiation complex
Molecular function (GO): translation initiation factor activity; ribosomal small subunit binding; RNA binding
Source: RefSeq, a predicted model, not a curated record